AUGAUCAAAGCACAGGAAGCUUCAUAUCGUGCCAGCCUCCGGAUCGCCAAAGCCGGUAAGCCGCACACAACUGGGGAACAACUGUGUCUACCUUUAGCCAAAGAGAUGACACGCAUCAUGUGUGGAGAGAAAGCUGCCAAAGAGUUAAACUUGGUGCCACCAAGUGUCGUUUUGAACGACACUGUGUCACGGAGAAUAAAAGACAUGGCUGAUGAUGUUAAAAAGACACUGAUUGAGCGCAUUAAAAACAGUCAGUAUUUUGCCAUCCAGCUUGACGAGACUACAGAUGUCGCAGAUUUGGCCAAUUUAUUGGUUUACGUGAGAUAUGAAUAUGAUGGUGCAGCUCAGGAGGACUUAAUGUUCUGCCAGUCACUUGAGACCAGAACUACAGCAGAGCACAUAUUCCGGGUACUGGACGCGUUUAUCCAAGAGAACAGUCUGGACUGGAAAAAGUGUGUGGGAGUGUGUACAGACGGAGCGAGGGCUAUGACAGGUCAUCACAGUGGAGUAGCAGCUCGCAUCUGAGAGUUGGCACGGACUCACUGCAGCAUCCAUCGUGAGGCGCUGGCAGUGAAGAAGAUGCCUGAUGAAUUGAAGUCUGUGCUGGACUCUGCUGUGAAAAUUGUGAACUUCAUUAAGGCCAGACCGAUGAAUGCUCGCUUAUUUUGUGUGCUCUGUGAGGAGAUGGGCAGUGAGCAUGUCCAACUCUGGCUUCAUACUGAAGUAAGGUGGCUAUCAAGAGGAAAGGUGCUUUUGAGGCUUUUCGAAUUGCACAAAGAGGUCCAGAUGUUCUUACAGGACACAAAUUUCCCCAUGUCAGACAUUUUCGAGGAUACUGUGUGGCUCAGUCAGCUGGCAUACUUGUCUGACAUUUUUUCACGUUUAAACGAACUGAAUUUGGGACUACAGGGACUCUCCAUCAAUGUCUUUGACGUGCAGGACAAAAUCAAUGCACUGCUGAAGAAGUUGGAGUUGAAAUCAAAGGAGAACAUCGCUGCACACCUUGUGUCGCUCAGACAACAGUUCCGUGAUUAUUUCCCAGUGAUGCAUGAAGCUGAAGCUAGCAGCUGGAUGAGAAACCCUUUCGGCAUCGACACCUCUCAAAUGACUUCAGAGGACUUAACUGUUGGUGAGCAGGAGAGUUUAAUAGAGUUGAUUUGUGACGAAACAUUGAAGGCAGCUUUCAGAAAGCAGACAUUGUUGGACUUUUGGAUAAAGCAGCAUAGUGAAUACCCUGUGCUUUCCGACAAGGCCGUGCGCUUUCUCCUUCCUUUUGCGACCACGUAUCUGUGCGAGAAAGACUUCUCUUCACUUGAUGUCAUAAAAACAAAGUACAGAAGCAGGGUGGAUGCUGAGCCAAACCUGAGACUGAAGCUGACCUCCAUUGACCCAGACAUCGCAGGACUGUGUUCACAGAGGCAUGCACACCCAUCACAUUAA
Molecule: messenger RNA, 1440 nt
Organism: Sinocyclocheilus rhinocerous
Lineage: Eukaryota; Metazoa; Chordata; Actinopteri; Cypriniformes; Cyprinidae
Product: zinc finger BED domain-containing protein 5-like
Molecular function (GO): protein dimerization activity
Source: RefSeq, a predicted model, not a curated record